Messenger RNA from Cherax quadricarinatus, 1175 nucleotides. The record is from RefSeq and is a predicted model, not a curated record. NCBI's taxonomy places the organism in Eukaryota, Metazoa, Arthropoda, Malacostraca, Decapoda, Parastacidae.
GAGAGGUGGAGGGGAGUGUACGUGUGUGUCUCUCUCUGGCUCUCUCUCCUCGCCACCCUUAUCCAGAGGGGGAUUUAUUGAAUUCUUUUAAUCUUGAAAUCGGUCUCGUCUUAACGGAUAAUGUGACAGGUGACGAGAGAACAGAUUAACGGUAAUAGGUACACCGUUAACGCACAACGGAACUUAUACAACCAUGGGUGAUAAGCGGCCGUUAACUUCGGAGUGUCAACGGGGACUACAACAGGAAACAGAGACACGCCAACGGCCCCUUCUCCUGUUGUUCCUGUCUGUCUUCCUGUUCGUCUUGUUGACGCAAGCCGCCUCGUUCCUCUUCCUGUUGAACCGUUUGGAAACGUUAAGAGGGGUCUUAGAAACAGCCAAGAAACAGGGCCAGAAACGGGACUCUUACCUCACCCGCGAGUACGAACUCUUAAAAAGCCGAGUGAGAGUACUAACAGAGGAUCACGCAUUUCCCUACGAUCAUCCCGCGAUCAGUAAUCACCUGACGAAUUCUCCACCUCACCCUCCACCAGCCGUUCUUCGCGGCCCUGGGAGACCGAAGGCUCCCGAAGACCACAAGGUUCUCAGGGUCAACAAAGCUCUCGAAGACCACAAGGCUCCCGGGGUCCACAAGGCUCCCGGGGUCCACAAGGCUCUCGAAGACCACAAGGCUCCCGGGGCCCACAAGGCUCUCGAAGACCACAAGGCUCCCGGGGUCCACAAGGCUCUCGAAGACCACAAGGUCCCCGAAGACCACGAGGCUCUCGAUGACCACAAGGUUCUCGGGGUCCACAGGGCCCCUGAAGACCACAGGGUUCACGGAGUCCAAAAGGCUCCUGAAGACCACAAUGUUCCAGGGGCCCACAAGCCCCUGGAGACCGAACGGGUUAAGCGACGGGCUUCCGACCCGACGUACGGGUUCAAUGGACCUCUGGACGACGCAGGGAGCUCCGACGGAGAGCUCAGUGUGCAGCUACAAGGAGAAGAUAGUGAAAGUCAGAGUGAAGUUGAUAAGUCUUGGCUACAACUCACCUCCUACGCCAGAAUACCGGUGAGUACAACCUACGCACUCUUAUAGAGUACACCUUACGCACUUCAGAGCACAUCUCACGCAAUCUACGCACUCUGGAGUGCAGCUUAACCCACUCCCCUAGAGUUACACAAUUCACGAACGA